GACUUUGUGGCUGUGGAAUCUGACUUUGUUGAUAAGAAACUAGUGGAAACUCAGUACUUCGGUGGGACGACAGAGUUUGCAAGUACGGUUAGCAAUUCUAAUAAUAACUGGUUAUUAAGGAUGCACACAGGUUGAAUAUAAAACAUUCAUAUGAAGAUCUGUAUUAGCAAGUAAACAAGAUUGUAAAAUUGCUGCACCCAUUCAUUUAUUAUUUUUCGACGUACUUCCGGGUAGCCAUGGCCGAUUCUGUAGCGGUAGAGGAUCCGAAAUUCACUUUACAAGAGGUUCUUGACACUUUUAAGUCAUGCCUAUCUGAAAACAAAGAAGUAUUCCUCGAACAUUAUGUAGCAGGGUGGCUUGGUCUUGUAAGGUAAGUCGUUUAAAUCUAUGCUAGCCUAGAUUCUUAGCUAACUAGGGAACUAGCCCUGGACUGGGCUAACAUUAAACAAACAGCUGACACGUCAUUGAGUUCACAUAAUCUAGUUAGAUGUACUUAAACAAAAAAAUCUGAUAUGUACAUUACAGGGAUUGACAUUAAAGUUAGAAUCCUUGGUUAAAACAAUAACAACGCGUUUACAAGACUUUGUUUUGGUAAGAAGCUGAGGGAUUGGCCUGGAGAAAUGUUACCACAAUCAAAUUCGUAGACAGAGCUAUUGAUGCAAGGAUUGACCAUCUCUGAUAUCAACAUUAUAGUUUUAACUAUGUUUUGGGCCUAUAACUACAGUGUUUGUUUGCAAACAUUGGAGUAAAACAAGCUUAUGUUUAGGUUCUGAUGCUACAACAGUUGAACUAAGCUCAUGACGCAUCAAUGGGUAUAUGUCUUUAAUUAAUUAUUCAAAAAAAAUGGAUGUAGCAACUAAGGACUUGUAGCUUUAAGGGUUGCCCUAUUGCCUGGGGCAAGUGAACUGAGUACUUGCACAAGUUGAGCCUGCUCAGAGGUUGCCCCAUUGUGCAUGUUAAUUUUUUAAAAGACAAAACAACCAAACUGCAAACAAUUCCAGCAACCUAAGACUGAUAUUUCUGGUUCCUCACCAUUUUUUAAUUGAAAGACAGACAAUAUAUGGUAUUUAUAGACUGGUUGGUUGUUUAGCAACAAAACUGAUGCAUGCACAACUCUGGGGCAAAACAGACAGGGGUUGGUGUUGACUGUUGAUAACAUGUCAACUGUAUUUGUAGUCUCCAAAUGUUUAUUGAAAACAUAAAUACAUUUGCACAAUGAGCACUUUCUUCUCAAAUACAUCUUUACAGUUGUUGGUUAGCUAGCUAGCAAAUUUGAGCCAUAUUAGCAUAGACAUGACAUCAGUCAAAACACCUCAAAACAAGACAUGGUAUCAAUAACAAGCCACGAGUUGAAACGAGCCACCUACGAUUUCCUACAUGGCAGCUUCUUGUCAUUGUUGCUAGCUAUCUGACCAUUCAGAAUCGUAAGAACGCACGCCUUCCGGCCACAUCAAUGCGCAUGCAUCCUUUUCGUGAUGUUUCAGCCAACCCGGGCAAGUUGAGUCUGCUCAGAGAUUUUUUGUUUUUACUGAUAGCAACUAAAAUACACAAUUCCAGUACUGAUCUUUCUGAUUCCUCCCUUAUGUGUAGAUGAAAGGCAGGCAUUAUGACACUUCUGCGUGUAACUAGCUAUUUUUACAUUUUCGGGUAAGUGAUCAUAAUCUUCGAGGCAACCAAAAAAUACUCCUAAUUUGCCCUAUGGGCAUGUGCCUUUCAGACUUUAAUGUCAACCCCUGAAAUUAUUCUGGUUGUCUCAAUUUAGCAUAAUGAAAUAUUUGAAAGCUUUUAUAUGUUGUGUUAAAUGUGUUUAUUGUCCUUUGUAUCCAGAUUCAUGAACAGCCUGGGGAGUGUGUUCUCCUUCAUCGCCAAGGAUGCUGUCAACAAGAUCCAAAUCCUGAUCAACCAUCUGAAAGGUGAGAAUGGGGCCCACUAUGUCACCGUCCAGUCUAUGGUCAAAUACGAACUGGACAACCAACUGGUGGACCUGACUAAGAGAGGCAGCUUCCCAGAGUCCGGCUGCCGCACCCUCCUGAGGCUGCAUCGUGCCCUGCGCUGGCUGGAGCUCUUUCUGGAGCGGCUGCGCACCAGCACUGAGGAAAGCAAGACCUCGGUCAUGUGCUCUGAGGCCUAUAAUGAGUCCCUCUCCCAACACCAUGCAUGGAUCAUCCGCAAGGCUGCCGGUACAGCUUUCUGGGCUCUCCCAGGGCGUGCUACGUUCUUUGAUGUGAUGAAUGUAGGCACCCCAGAGCAGGUAGUGGCCAUGCUAGGGGAUGCCCUGCCUCUCAUCUCUGAGGUGUACCAAGUGACAGAGGACCUCUAUGUCCAGAACAAUAUACUGGACUUGCCCUAGUAGGCAGGAAGUACUAUAGUAGUAGUAGUAGUAGUAGUAGUAGCCUGGUGGGCCCAGAUCUGUGUGGGCCGUCUUGCCAACUCCAAUGGAAUUGUUUA
Messenger RNA from Coregonus sp. 'balchen', 2448 nucleotides. Lineage: Eukaryota; Metazoa; Chordata; Actinopteri; Salmoniformes; Salmonidae. The record is from the annotation of a GenBank genome assembly.